AAAGUUGUGUCCACCCAGCACGAUGCAAAUAUGAACGAUAAGAAAAGAAGCAGCACGUGCUUAAUAGCUGAGGGGUGCCCCUGCUCGGAUGAUAAAAAUGCCACAUUGGAAGGCGAAAGGAACAUAAAAAAUUUAACUGCUCUGUUAAAUUGUUACACGAAUCAUGAUGCUCAGGAUGACAUCAGCGAUUUUUUAGCUAGCUCCUAUAGGAGCUUCCUAACAAAUUGUAUAUGUGAAGAAUUGAAGUGUGCCACUAGCAGAGAUCUGAACCAUUUAAUCGGGGUAUGUCUUGAUGUCAUUAGGAACAAUCACCAAACAUUCAUGUACCAAAAUAUUUAUUUCAUCAGCUUGAAUACGUUAUUUUUUUUGCUAAACAAAGUCGACAAUGUAAGUGAAUACUUGGAAUAUUUGUCGUGCAAAUAUUUUUACGAUUUAAUUUUUACUAACCUUUGGGGUGAAGACAGUCAUAUUGAAAUAUUUGCAAAAUUGAAUUAUAUUAAUUUUUUUAUCUCAUCGAGGAGUUUUAGCAAGAUCAUAGAGACACCAGAUGACGAUGAUGAUGUGGCCACCCUCCCGGUUAACAAAAUUUUGAAUCUCCUGUCCAUCGCACUGUUAGCUGAUGAGAGGGAGACUCCCACGUCCGGCAGAAACACGAGAAUAGGUAAUACCGCAAGAAGGGUAAGCAAAAACGUCCAUCAUGGCAAUACAAUUUUGACGAAUGACGCACAUGUGUCUCCUUUUUUAAGCGCCCCCUGCAUUUUUCCGCAUUUGCGAGAUAGCCCUCCGCCCCCCCACGGGGAUCUUCAAAAUGGGGAAAUAUUCGCAAACCAGAUUAAUGACAAAGUGUUACUAUAUAAAAGACAGAAAACGGGUGCAUACAAACACCCGUUUGAAGAGGGAAAAAACAAAACUGAUCAACGUAACGGUGACUGUGACACGGUUGUGGUUCCCUCGAAGGAGGAAAUAAUUUUUAAAAUUUACCAAACGAUUAUUCAGUUGGUCAUCAAAUUUGACUUAACCAUUUAUAUCAUACACGAAUGCAUAAAUGUGCUGCUAAAUUUGUGUGAGAAAUGUCACGAAGAAUUACUGCUCUAUGAUUUUCUGUGGCUAUACAAGUUUUCCCUAAAAAAUGACACAACGGAAAAGACACAACGGUUUAUUGCCUUCAUAAUACAGCUGAUUACAAAGUGUGAAAAGAAAACGCACAAACGGUUAUUUUUUAAGCUGUUAAAAGAUUUUGAUUCCUUUUUGAACCUCCUGUUUAUGUCCAACUCGGAUAUACGCGUGUACGCGAAGGAGUGCCUGCUGUCGCUAAAUAUUGCGAAUGCGCCUUUGCAUAGCGAUGAAAAGGUGGUCAAGCAGCGUGGAGGUACCGCGGCAACCAGCAGAACGUGCCACAUAGCAGCCCAUGCACAAAGUCAGUUUUGCAAGAUCACAAAUUUAAUUUUGUUCCACAUGGAUUAUAUCCAUCAUGUUAGCACUGACCAACCUGUAGACGAAAACGCCAAAGAAACCAAAUAUGAUGAGUUUUUUAAAAGCAAAAUCGGGCAAGAACCUCUGCUGAAAAGGUAUAUAAACGAUCAAGUUAAUGUAAAAAAAGGGAAAUUAUUUCGCAAAGAUAAAAAGGACCCAGAUAAAAAUACCAUCAUCAGAAAUAAUAUAGUCGAAAUGGAAAUUUUGGUUAAAACGCUGGACUGUCUUUUGGGCCUUGUUCCAGACAGGAGCAGUGCCAGUGUAUGCUUUAUUUUUUUUUUCAUACACAUUUUGAAGUUAAUUAAAAAGGUAAGUAAAAAUGGGAACUUACAAUUUCCGAAAGAAUUUUUCUUCUUUGUGAAACAUUUAUUCAUCCAAGCAGUGUACGUGCUCGAAGGCGUAGACCGGAUGGAGGACAAACUAGCGAGUGGCCAAAACGGCCGAUCCAUAAUAGAUCACUUCAGCAUCGAAAAUGAAGCCAGUUAUAAUAAAAAUGGGAGUGAGGCUCUAUUUGAGAAGAGGGAAAUGAAAAAAACAAUUGAACGGAUCCAACUGCGAGCUAAAGGGAGAAGCGAAAAACCUCUGCUUUUCCUGCUAGAGGAAAUGUAUUCCACAGUUAUAUUCUUUUUAAUGCCAACUGAGGAGAAGUGGUCCUUCCUAAACUCGUCCAAUUGUUAUUUUUUCAAACAAGUUCUGCUAAGAAUAUCUCAUUUUUGCUACAAAAAAAAGGCAAGUGUAAAUAUGAUGAAGUUCUUUUUUUUGGACAGCGUUUUUAGAAGAAUUAAAAAAAGGACCAAGUGGAAAUUGAGCCAUAAGAAGGUGCACCAUGAGCAUCAUUACUGGCACCGACCACCGUAUGUAUAUCUUGAUGAGGAGGGCAGUAUUUUGCUAAAGGGGCAGCUAAAUUAUAAGAAGUAUGCUGCCCUUUUUUUCGAAAAGACGGAGUAUAUAUCGGGAGAUCAGGCCUUUCAUUUUGCGUUUUGCCUAGAUUUUCUAAAAACGUUUAUCCUCUUUGAUAAAUCGAUGAGUUACGAUUCAAAGUGGGGCAAAUAUAAAAGGCUAAUUAUAAGCAUAUGCAAAGCUCCUAUUUUUAAGUACAAGUUUUUCUUACCCGCAACGAACACAAGCAGCUGCUUCUCCCAGGCAGUUGCAGUUCUGCACAAUGUCUAUUUGGGCAUUUAUAGGAGUGGAAGGGGUAAGAAAUUAUUGCAUGAAAUUUCUCUUCUGCUACUAUUAUGCUGUGACAAAGCGUUGAGAAGCAUUAAGAAGGAUAAUGUUAUUUUUUAUGGUGAAAAGGUGGGGGGUCCUAAAAGGUGUUACAAAAUGAGGAGGAGUUCCUGGGACGAAUUCCACGAUGAAGGCAAAGCGAAAAGCAGUGAACAGGAAGAACCCAUUAAAAUCACAAAUACGUUUGAAAAACCUUUCAAGGAAUAUUAUUUAAAUAAUUCUUUACCCGUUUUUAUAAAAUGCUUGAGCGCCUUAACAGACAUAGUCAAAUUAAACAUCAUGGGAUGCUGCACAGUUGACAACACGCGGGUAGUAGUAAAAAAAUCGAAAAUUGAGAAAAGAAAAAAGAAACGUCGUACCUAUCUAAAGAGUGAAAGAAGUUUAAUUCUCUUCAGUCACAGAUAUAUGAGCAAUUUUUGUAAAUGCCUUAUGAAAAAAACGAGCGAGGAUUUUUUCUACAGCGCUCGAAAGUAUGUACUGAGUUUUAUUCAGCACUUCAUCGCACUGAACACCAUUUUAACGCUCAAGUAUAAAUUAAGAAGUCGCAAUAAUUUAAGCGUAGAUAAAAUUUUGAGUUUUUGUUUUUAUAACAUUUUCACCGAUCAUGAUGUAAGCGUUUUUUCAAUAAUAUAUUCUAUUGCCUUUUCCUUGAAAAAUUACCUAACGUUAUGCGGGGCAAAAGUUAAAAAGUCAAACCAUUAUCUGGCUGUGUGCGAUGAUUUAAUAUUCCAAAUUGUUGAUGAGUAUUAUUCCUACGAUUUCCCGUAA
Molecule: messenger RNA, 3468 nt
Organism: Plasmodium cynomolgi strain B
Lineage: Eukaryota; Apicomplexa; Aconoidasida; Haemosporida; Plasmodiidae
Exons: 1
Coding region: 31-3468 (1145 amino acids)
Source: RefSeq, a predicted model, not a curated record